Molecule: messenger RNA, 2661 nt
Organism: Fonsecaea nubica
Lineage: Eukaryota; Fungi; Ascomycota; Eurotiomycetes; Chaetothyriales; Herpotrichiellaceae
Exons: 4
Coding region: 1-2661 (886 amino acids)
Source: RefSeq, a predicted model, not a curated record
AUGUCUCAGAUAUUUGGAAAAGUGACAAAUGCUGUGCUGUCUGGGACCAAUGAGACCUCCUUUUCCCUUGCCAACCUGAACUUGGGGUUUUCCCUCGUCAAGCUUGAGGCGCCCAUCGAAUUUCAACCUCUUGGCUCUGCCUUAUCGCUGCAGCGACGACGGACGGCUGAGCUGGGUUCUCACCAUCAGACCGCUCGUUUACUAGGAGCAUUAUUCUCCCACGUUGCUCCCAAUGCCCCAAAGCUUCUCCGUGCUUUCGGCCAAAGAGUCUCCGAGAUCAUCAAGACCCCCGGUGCUAAUCCCGCGGGUACGUCUCAAGAUGGACCGUUCAAAGACUCGGUCGGGGCGGAUGCCACUUCCAUCUGGGCAGCUGCUACACAUCUGGCUCUGCAUCCCUCGCGGUGUUGCUUGGCAAUCCGCCAAAAGGAAGUGCUUGCCACAGCCGAAUCAACAGGGUUCGUCAUGAACGAGACAGUCAUUGCAGCUCACCAAAGGAUCUUGCGCGAGGAUCUGGCCACUUUUGAUGCAAGUGUCCGUGCUUGGUUGAUCACAGCUGACCAAGUGAUGAUCAAGAAAUUGAAGCAACUCAGGCUGAUCUUGGACAACCUGACCACUCUGCCCGUAAGCGCUGGCAAAGAUACGUAUGCCAAAAUCAUCAAUGCCUGGGAAGGGGCAAUUAAUGGCUUCGAAGCUCUUCUGGACGGGAACCCACAGAAUGCGACCGACAGCUCUGUCUUGCUGGCUUUGUCGGCAUGGCACUUGUAUCCUGAUCUCAUCGUCCUCUCGUCCGAGACGAAAAAAGUGGUCUUUCAGGAUACAUUAUUCCCAGCCUCUGUCGCAAUUACCGUGGGCUUAUCGCUCAAAGACGAUGACGGCGUUUCUCCAGGGUUUCAAUGGUCACUGACACUUUCUCAUCUCAGAUACUAUGGAGAACCUGUCAGCCUUCAGACGGAUCAUGACAACUAUCGGAUCACGAUGGACGAGCUGUGCCUUAUCGCAUUCGGAUCCUUACUUUUCCACUGGAAUCUGCCUUGCGAUAUGAUGGUUGAUGUUGCCUCAUGGUUUUGUUCCCUUGAUCGUCUGAUAGAGCAGUAUCAUGGCGACGAUCUAUCCAAGAAGAAGGUGGUGAAUUUCCAGUACCUAAAGCCCCUGAUGAAGGCAUCAAGGCUCCUGGUAGAGAAGUCCGAGGAUGAAUCUGCAGACUUUGAGAAGCUAGUUCGUUAUGGUCGCAGACGCGGAAAAAAUCUCCUUGGAAACUCUUCGGUACGGGGAAACAGUCCAUUUUUCGGGUUAUGCAAUCCACACGUUGCAAAUGGUCUGGCAAUGCCUUCUUCUUCUUAUUCGGAGGAAUACCUUCGUCAUGUCCAAUCGGUAGCAGAAAGCACCAACAUUUUGACAUUUUCCGUCAUUCAAUAUUUCGAGGAGAUCGCAGACACCGAGGUACUUGUUCUAGCUACCGCCACUCCUACAAAUUUGUCGUUUCAGCAAGAUUCUGUAGCUGAUGGCCAGCGGCCACAGAAUGUUCACGUACGGUGGGUUGUGACAUACAAUCCCUACGUCGAGGAAAGAUUCCAGCAAGAAUUGAACCACCGGCAAGCAUCGUUUGUCGAAAUUGUUAGAGUCAUCGACCGAGACGAAUACCUGCCUCUCAGCGGAGGUGACUGUGCUGCAAGGAGAGUGUUGCCAUCCUCAUUCUAUCUGCGGAGUCUUCCCCCUUUCAUAUCCGAUGCCGGGUUUCAAGGAGUCAAGCCUCUAAAGAGAGACCUGGAGCGUCCGGUUCCCGAGCUUUUAGGGACUUCGCAGAAAACUGAGGUGGGCCUUUGGUUGUUCUGCCCAGUGUGGAGCGCUAGUGUCGGGCAGCGAGAAAUCGGUCUCUUUACCAUUUAUGAGAGUGCUUCGCUUUAUGAGCGCCAUUUGGAGACAUUCUCUUCCAUCCGAAGUGCAAACGAGGCAGCUCUGAAGGCUGAAGAGGCGCUGCGCCGCGCACAACUCAAGCAGUUUUCCGAAGGCAGACUCGUCCGAUAUUUAACCAGUCUGCUCAGGGCCAGCCCCUACUCGCUGGAAAGAACCAGAUAUUCCCACCAGCCUCUGGCACGAGGACCACUCGCAAUGACCACCCACAAUUCCCUCUUCUGCUUGGCGUACUUGUUAAGAAUCUAUGCACGCUUCCCCUGUGCAACGAUCCCUAUCAAAGUCGCGGAAAGUCGUUUCUGUGUCCUAGAAGAUCGUCUUGGUGAUUUCAAUCUGGAUUGGGUCUCAAGGCGAGAUGCGCUUGCAUGCGUUUGUAUGAUGGAAAUGGGGGGCAUUCAGAUUGACAGGUCCCUGUUUAAUCGUGCCUUGGCUGUAGCGGCUGGCAACUCCAUUUUCGUUGCAGAAUCGCUCCUCUCGGACCCAUCACAAAAGCAACCGGACUGUGCUAUUCGGAGGAUAGCCGGCAACCUCGGCCGCUCUGGAGUGUCUAUCCUCAUCAGCCCAGAAACAGUGAUGGUGAAAGAGAAGACAAGAGACUUUCGAGCCGUGGAACAUGCCCCGUACGAUUACAGACGGGAAGAUAACUUUGGCGCCACCUCUUUACACCUCUCGCUGACUGAAUGGAGAGUACCCGUUGUUCUCUCCUCCAGCAAGGUCGGCAACAUUGACCAGGAUAUCUUCCAGGUCUAG